Messenger RNA from Hemibagrus wyckioides, 3082 nucleotides. It is a transcript of the gene dnajb2, whose product is annotated as DnaJ heat shock protein family (Hsp40) member B2. The record is from RefSeq and is a predicted model, not a curated record. Lineage: Eukaryota; Metazoa; Chordata; Actinopteri; Siluriformes; Bagridae. The transcript has 9 exons. Gene Ontology annotation, molecular function: Hsp70 protein binding. Bases 390 to 1598 code for a protein of 402 amino acids.
UCAGCUGAUGGUGACGCAGCGCGCGCUGUAAGAGGGGAGGCACGAUCGCAGGACAGAUAUAGAAGCGGGAAUAAUAACCCGUACGGUUCAGUAAGUGACACACGGCGAGCUGAGAGGAAGUGAGAGAAAAUAACGGAAUCGUGUGAGAGACAUCCGUUAUAGUCCACCGGGCUUCGCGAAGGUUCCGUCACUGUGGCACGAGCUGUCAAGCAGCGCAUUCCAGCGGCUGCCUAGGAAACAUAAUUCAGCCUUGUUUAUUUAGAGAGCGGCCCAGGAGAGAGAGAGAGAAAAAGAGAGAGAGAGAGAGAGAGAGAGAGAGAGAGCAGCGAAGCGCCGGUCCUCCCUGGUGGACACUUCUAAAAAAGUGGGUGCAGUGAGGCUGGGAAGACAUGGUGGAUUACUAUGACAUUCUGGGAGUGUCACGCAGCGCCUCGCCAGAUGAUAUCAAAAAAGCAUACAGAAAGCAGGCCUUGCGAUGGCACCCAGACAAGAAUCCAGACAACAAGGAGGAGGCAGAGAGAAAAUUCAAGGAAAUUGCAGAGGCCUAUGAAGUCCUGUCAGACAAAAGCAAACGAGAAGCAUAUGAUGCUUAUGGGAAAGGUGGCAUGCCAAGCUCAGGCUCUAGUGGUGGUUCUUUUCCCGAUGACUUCCCGGGAUUCACCUUUACAUUCCGCAGCCCAGACGAGGUGUUUCGGGAGUUCUUCGGAGGGCAGGACCCAUUUGCUGAUUUAUUUGACGAUUUCUCGUUUGGGGGCAUACACAGUGGGAUGCACAGUGCUUUUCAUGGACACCAUGGCCCUUCCAGACUUGGGACCAGCCGUUUCUUCUCGUUUCCCUCAGCAGAUGUUGACUUCACCACCUUCUCUUCUUCCUCACUGGGAGGCUUUGGCACUGGAGGGGGGAAUUUUAAAUCUGUAUCCACUUCCACGCGAAUUGUCAACGGGAAACGUACCACGACAAAAAAGAUCAGAGAGAAUGGGCAGGAGAGAACAGAGAUUGAGGAAGAUGGGGUUCUGAAGUCUGUCCUAAUCAAUGGUGUAGCAGAUGAGAUGGCUUUAGCUCUGGAACUCAGCCGCAGGGAGCAGUCUACUCAACCUCAGCGAACAGAACAGAAUCAGCUCCCUGCCAACGCUGCCCACUCCAAUCUGGCCAAUCACAACCCUCGAAACAGCACCCAGCGAUCCUUCAGCUCCACCCCUUUCUUCAGUUACCCCAGCGACAAUGACGAGGAGGACGAAGACCUGCAGAUGGCACUGGCGUACAGCCUGUCCGAGAUGGAGGCCCAGCAGCGGGCAGCCACCUCCACCCAGGACAUGAUCUCAGGUGCCAGGGGAGGGCGGGUCAAGCAGCAGAAAUGGAAAGAUGCUAAUCAUGAGCCCAAAUCAGUAAGGGAGGGGAUACAUGAAUCAGCACAUGAAUCAGUACAAAUCACCAGUUCAUCUUUAGAGGAAAAAGGAACAGGGAAGGGAAGAGGGGGAUUAGAAAAGAGUGCCAGCCCAGAGGCAGUUCUUUUAGAGGAUAGGAAGGGAGACGGACGAGUUGCCAAUGGUACUACUGUGAUGAAAAGUAAGAGGAAGUGUCAGUGUUUGGUGUGUUGAGUUGGAGUUUGAUAUAAUCCUGAGACCUGUAACAGGUGGAGGACACACUUCAACACUGCUGCAUGAUAUUAUUAAAAUUAACCCUGUUUAUGGCUGCUGUCUUGACCUUAAACUUAUCUGAAGUUUUGUGAAGUGUGUUAAAAGAGAAAUCUUAUAAAGCCUGUUUGUCACAAAGGUUAACAGGAAUGGUGCCAAUUUAUAACUAAGAUAGUUCUGCUAAAUUAUUGGCUUUAUGCAAAGACGUUAAUGCUUCAGAAAGCUGAAGCAGUGUAAUAACAAAUCAUAUAUCUAUACACUAGCAUUUGUUUCAUACUAAGUCAGGUUUGGUAGAUAAUUUGUUUGGUUUGUUUAUUGUUGGUUUAUUUUGUCUUUUAUAUCUGUUAUAAUGUUGAAACUGGCACAAUGCUGAACAAUCACGUUGGCUUAAAGUACUGAUCAUUUGUAUUAUUCAGAUUAUGACCUAAAAUGGAUCGGUGUCAUCAAUCAUACAUAAACAGCAGUUUUCUUUGCAUCUGACAUACUAUGUCUAUUAAAGGGAGAGUUAGUUGAUUUUAAGCACUAUUUAACGUUCUUUUCAAAGGAUAGUUUUCAAUGCAAAGAGGAAAUUUCUCAAGCAGUGCAUAAUUUUUCACAAUGAGUGUUUAUGAAUGUAUGCUCACCAGUGCAAAAACAGAAGGAUUCUGCUGUGUCUAAGGAUGUGCUGUAAUGCUAUGCCUCUUACACUUAAUGUUAUUCAUCAUAAUGAUGCAAUAAAUUACCCCCUCUUGUACUCUAACUGCAAUCAAACCUUAGGGAAACUAACCAGCACUUAAUUCAAGUGCAGUGAAUGUCUGUUUAUGAUAAACACUGGAACAGGGGAUUUUGAUAAUGAAUGUGUUGUAGAAUGUAGUCGGCGUGUAUCCGAAGGAAUCAUAUGUUGGUGAUGUUCAGUGCCUUGAGAAUGUUAUAUUUGAUUUGCCAAUUAUUGUCAGUGUUGCCAAUGAUGGGAGAUAUGUCCUGUUUGUCACCUGCUUAUCCAUUUUUCAUUACAUAAAAGGUCGGUAGAUAUGAAGUGUUGGUAGUGCCAGCAAGUUUUUAUACCCAGCUGUCAGAUUAAGGGAAAAUCAGUUUUUUUCGGCAGAAUGUAAAAGAAACAAAGCCACAAAUCUAUAAAGAAGCACAUGAUUUUUUCACAGGUACAGAAUAUUGCAGUAUUAAGAGCUCCUUUUUAUAUGAGUGACAAUGUCUGUUUUAUUGAUGAAUAUCAUGUGAACGUCUUGGAAUGGAAAGAUGAAAGGUAUUCAGGGGUCUGGUAUAAAUCUAAAUAUAAUAUUUGCAUUUUAUUUUUACACUUGUGCAUAAUCAUUUUUGGUUCACCUGGAUUUGUCAGCACUAAAAGAAAGAACAAUAAACCUCAGAGAACAAAUUUUUGUAUGAAAUGAAAUGUGCAAUAUUUUGGUCACUGCUUUCUCUCAUGCUCUCACUUUAUUAUAACUCUAAAUUCA